This is a messenger RNA of Gryllus bimaculatus (two-spotted cricket), 705 nucleotides long. The record is from the annotation of a GenBank genome assembly. NCBI's taxonomy places the organism in Eukaryota, Metazoa, Arthropoda, Insecta, Orthoptera, Gryllidae.
AUGCGAAGUCGUUUGCAGGUUCGUUUGUUUGUGCGCAGGCGACAAGUGGCGGUCGCGGCGCAAGGCACUGACGUCCACUUUCCACUUCCGCAUCCUGGAGCAGUUCGCGCCCGUCUUCCUCAGCUGCGGGGACGAGUUCGUGCGGCAGCUGCGGAAGCGCGCGGGCGGCGACAUCUUCGACGUGGUGCCGCUCGUCAAGCUCCUCACACUCGACGUCAUCUGCGAAACCGCAAUGGGAAUCAAGAUGAACGCACAGAUUGGUUCAAACAAAGCCUACGUAGACGCUGUAAACGAGAUUACAACAAUUACAGCAAGGCGUGCCCUGCAACCUUGGCUGCAUCUAGACUUCAUAUUUUAUAUGACAACAGCUGGUCGCAGAUACAAGAAGUGUUUGGAAGUGCUGCAUGGAACCACCGACCGAGUAAGGGACAAGUUGUUCGAAUGUUUCUUGGUCACGAUACAACAGAAGCAGCUAUUUCAUUUGCCUUGAGUCAUUUAGCCAGCCAUCCAGAUGUACAAGAAAAAAUAUUGGAAGAGCUGAAAAGUGUGUUCGACUGGUCGCAACCUCUACAGCCGACAACUCAGCAGCUUUCAGAACUGAAGUACUUGGAAAUGGUGAUUAAGGAGGUUCUUCGAUUGAAUCUGCCCGUGCCCGUGAUACUCCGUGACAUUACGGAAGAUGAAAAACUUCCGUCGAGUAAAUAA